Lycium ferocissimum is the source of this 469-nucleotide messenger RNA. Its product is annotated as polyribonucleotide nucleotidyltransferase 1, chloroplastic-like. Gene Ontology annotation, cellular component: chloroplast stroma; mitochondrion; cytosol. Lineage: Eukaryota; Viridiplantae; Streptophyta; Magnoliopsida; Solanales; Solanaceae. Gene Ontology annotation, biological process: mitochondrial RNA 3'-end processing; mitochondrial mRNA catabolic process. The transcript has 3 exons. Gene Ontology annotation, molecular function: polyribonucleotide nucleotidyltransferase activity; 3'-5'-RNA exonuclease activity; RNA binding. The coding region runs from base 53 to 454 and encodes 133 amino acids. The record is from RefSeq and is a predicted model, not a curated record.
CUAGUAUUUGUGGAGUGUUAUACGAGGUCUCAACAAUGUUUUCCUUUUUAAAAUGUCUCGCUUCUUGCAGGUUCUCAUUUGUAGAUUGAUAGAUAGGCCCUUACGUCCAACCAUGCUCAAAGGGUUCUACCAUGAAACUCAAGUACUUUCUUGGGUAUUAAGUUAUGAUGGUUUGCAUCCACCAGAUGCCUUGGCAGUUACGGCUGCUGGAAUUGCUAUGGCUUUGUCAGAAGUACCAAAUUCAGAAGUUGUAGCAGGAGUUCGAGUUGGUCUUAUUGGUGAGAAGUUUAUGGUGAAUCCAACUAUACAGGAAAUGGAGAACUCGAAAUUGGAUUUGUUACUAGCAGGCACCAGAAAUGCAAUAUUGAUGAUUGAGGUAGAUUUUCCAUCUAGUAAAGGUUUUAUGAUGAAAGAGAAUAUAAAUAUUGAAUAUUCUUCUAUCCGAGGAGCAUAGAGUUGUACAUGUAUG